This is a messenger RNA of Pistacia vera, 2717 nucleotides long. Its product is annotated as probable linoleate 9S-lipoxygenase 5. The record is from RefSeq and is a predicted model, not a curated record. Lineage: Eukaryota; Viridiplantae; Streptophyta; Magnoliopsida; Sapindales; Anacardiaceae. The coding region runs from base 39 to 2633 and encodes 864 amino acids. Gene Ontology annotation, molecular function: metal ion binding; protein binding; oxidoreductase activity, acting on single donors with incorporation of molecular oxygen, incorporation of two atoms of oxygen. The transcript is spliced from 9 exons. Gene Ontology annotation, biological process: lipid oxidation.
CAACAAUCCAUAGAUUCUGCAGAGUUUGAUUCAGAAAAAUGACCAUGGAGCACCAUUGCCUCCGCCCAUGUCCAGCCCUGCAACAAUGUCUCAAUGCUGUCAAAAAUAAACUCACCAAACCCUCAUCUGGAGAACCUGAUACUGCAUUGAAACAAUCCAUAAUCGAGGGAACUAUUGUUAUUGAUCAUAAACCAGGGCAUUCAGGGCCUGGAAAAUCAGCUUCUGUGCAGAUUUACAGCGGCACAAUUGUCGACAAAAACACUGGAAAAGGGAAGUUGAGCGAAAAGGCAUACCUUAAGAGAAAGGAGAGUCACAAGCGGAAUGGAACAAGGACAACAACUUACACAAUCAAAGUUAAUGUGGAGCCUGAAUUUGGAAUUCCAGGAGCGUUUAUAAUAGAAAAUCAGCAUAAGCAUGAAUUUUUCAUUGAGUCUGCAACCCUCCAGGCUCCUGAAAAUCUGAGUAUCUAUUUCGAUUGCAGGUCUUGGGUAUACCCAAUGAAACAUACUCAAACAAGCCGAAUUUUCUUCUCGAACAAGAAUUAUCUUCCAAGCCAAACACCUUUUGGUCUGGUGGAUCUGAGGGAAGAAGAGCUUGAAGACUUGAGAGGAGAUACUCUUGGGGAGAGGAAGGAAUGGCACCGAGUCUAUGGCUACGAUUACUACAAUGAUCUUGGCGAUCCUGAUAAAGAUCCUCAACUUUUUAGGCCUACCAUAGGCGGGACUGAAUUUCCAUAUCCUCGUAGGGGAAAAACUGGCCGUAGAAAAUGCCAAAAAGCGCCCUUUUCUGAGAGACGGACGCAGCAAAUGAACUUUGAUGUAUAUGUUCCUCCUGAUGAGAGAUUUAGCCCAAAGAAACUAUCUGAAUUUACGGGAAAUGCAAUCCAAGCUAUUGUACAUUUCGUUAUCCCUGAGGCAAAAUCCUUGCUUCUUCCUGAAGAUUCCAGUUUUCAGUCAUUUCGGGAGAUUAAGGAAUUGUUUACCAGAGAAAAAGGCCAAAAAGUUGAGGAAGGGUUGAUAGAGAAAUUAAGGAAAGUAAUGCCUGAACAUCUUGUCAAAAAAAUUACUCAUGCAAGCAAAGGGGGUACCAUGAAGUUCCCAAUGCCUUCAAUUGCAAUAGACAAUGAGUUCGCAUGGAGGGAGGAUGAGGAAUUUGGUCGCCAAAUGCUUGCAGGAACUAAUCCAACACGAAUCCGCUGCAUAGAGCAAUUCCCCCUGAAAGGAAAACAUGGAGAGAUUAUCAGUUCAAUAAAAGAAUCAGACAUAGAGAACAGCCUUGAUGGCCAGACUAUUAUCCAGGCAAUGAAACAAUGGAGGAUAUAUAUCUUGGAUCACCAUGACUAUCUGAUGCCUUAUUUGGACAAGAUUAACUCAAAGGGUAAUGUAUGUGCUUAUGCAUCCCGGACACUAGUGUACUUAAGAAAUGAUGCGACGGUGAAGCCAUUGGCAAUAGAGCUGAGCUUGCCUGAAUCUGAAGAUUACGACGGUUUCAACAAAGUUUAUCAUCCAGCAAAAGAGGGCACUGACGCCGCACUUUGGCAGCUUGCCAAAGCUCAUGUUUUAGCUAAUGACUCAGCUUAUCAUCAACUAGUCACUCACUGGUUGCACACUCAUGCUGUAGUCGAGCCGUUCAUCAUUGGUAUGAAAAGGCAGUUAAGUACGAUGCACCCAAUCUAUCGGCUGUUAGAUCCUCAUUUCAAAGACACCAUGCACAUAAAUGCAUUGGCUCGGAGUAUCCUCAUAAAUGCUGGUGGAAUCCUUGAGAAUAUAUUGUUUCCUGGUGAAAUUUGUAUGCAGUUGUCUUCUGAGCUCUAUAAAGAGUGGAGACUUGAUGAACAAGGCCUCCCAAUCGAUCUUCUUAAAAGGCGUUUGGCCCUAGAAAAUGAAGACAACCUCACCGGCGUUCAAAUUCUCUUCCAAGACUAUCCCUAUGGCUUAGAUGGACUUGACAUAUAUGCUGCAAUCCAGACAUGGGUCGUAGACUAUUGCUCAAUCUUCUACAAAGAUGAUGAAACCCUCAGGAAAGAUGAUGAAGUUCAAGAAUGGUGGUCAGAAGUUAGAAAUAUAGGUCAUGCUGAUAAGUGGACUGAGUCAUGGUGGACUGAAUUGACCAAUGUGAAGGACCUAACACGCUUUCUAACAAUUCUCAUUUGGAUUACGUCAGGCCUUCAUGCUGCAGUUAACUUUGGACAAUAUGCAUAUGCUGGUUACCCUCUGAACCGUCCCACGCUAUGUCGAAAAUUCAUUCCACAAGAAGGGACAAUGGAAUUUAGUGAGUUCCUAAAAGAUACAGACAAAUACUUUCUUCAGACAUUACCAAACAGAUUUCAAUCGGCUAUUAGUAUAGCAUUAGCAGAAGUCCUCUCGCGGCAUACAUCUGAUGAACUGUACUUGGGUCAGAGGCCACCAACAGAAUGGACGGACCAUGAGGAGGUCCUGCACAAAUAUGAAGAGUUCAAAAAGAAGCUGAAAGAGAUAGAGGAAACAAUCAUGGAGAGGAACAGAAAUCCCAAAUAUAAGAACAGACUGGGACCUGCCAAGAUACCAUACAAACUUCUGAACCCAGAUUCAUCCAAUGACAAAUACAGAGGAGGCAUCACAGAAAAAGGUAUCCCUAAUAGCAUAUCCAUUUAAUAUAUAUCUUCAAUGUAAUUUCAACUAUACAUUCAAGAAGAAGACUAUAUAUGUUGUAAAGGUUUGAACAAUAUAUUCAAUAUG